UCUGCUCCUCGACAUCGAUUCGUUUCAAGAAGGUAGAAGCGAAUCAGUUCGUAGUUGUAUGACACAUAGAUACUAUGUGUUCUACCGUUGAAGCGUAGAUUCACACUGUCCGUGUGCCGCACAUCCAGACCUGCAGUUGUACAUGUAGAAAGAUACUCAUCAGCUUUUCCUCAGCUCAACAACAUGACCUCCUUCGACAUGGAUCUGUCCCCGAGCAGCCUGAUUCCCGUCCCGAACAGCACGGUUCGGUUGGCGGAGGAGCUGGGUGCCAUUGGGAGUGAAGACGAAGAAGGAGCACUGCACAGUCGAAGUAACGACAACCACCACUCGGAGAAGACUGGCUUCGAGGAUGAAAAUACCGGAAAGAGCGUCGAGCCUGUAUUGAGAAAACUUGUCAAGUACACCAUCAAACUGACCAGGAUCGCGGACUUGGAAAAGGUGCACGACGUGUUUUUCUCUUGCGCAUCCGACAGAAAAGUUCAUCUUGCAGAUCAUGAUGUUAACGAGCAACCAAAAGAAGAUGAAGUAGAUCUUGGUCUGGAAAAAGUAUUCAACAACUCUUCGUCAACAUCUUCCUCUUCAACACACACCGCUUUGACCACCGGCGGGAAAGGACUUGGGGCGGACUUGGCGAAAAAUCAAGAUGGAGCUGCAUCAAGAAUCCUGCACAGAAAUAUGAAAACCGGUGAAAAAUCUAGUUGUUGUCCUGUUCGGCGAGAAGAUGAUCAUGGGACGACAACUGCGACAGGGUCGUGCGGUGGGAAGACGACUUCCAGGGGAGCUGGUGCAACAUCCACCUCUAUUAGCAGUUCACUCGGAGGUCCUUGUCCUCGAGGUCGUGGCUCCGUUAAGGUGAAAGACAUCGCGCUCCUGCACGAUCAGUCUAUUUCGCGGUCGUACACCCGCGUUGUUUUCACAACGAAAUCCUCAUCUUCAAGUGCGCCGGGUAGUUCUCGAGGUCAGGGUAGUCGUAGUUCUACGUCGGCGAGGACAACGUCCAGUGCCCCCAUCGUGCUCCGGUGUGGCCGCCGACCGGGCAACGAGCUGGUGAUCGACGACCAACGAAUUAGCGGCAUUCACUUCUUGCUGAGACAGGUAUUGUUUUUACAUGAGUUUUGUUUGCUGCCGUGUUCUGCAAGGCAAGGGCGGGUGCACAGAACAUCAUUCCUGUUUUUGCUAUCGUUCAUCAUUCCUGCACGGCCUCGUUUAUCAUUCCUGUUUUUGCUAUCGCCAUCAAAGUGGUAGUACGCUGAAGAAAAAAAGAAACCUAAGUUCAAAUUUGUACCACAUUUAAACAUACAGAUGCCAGAGCGUGUGGAGCCUCCACCUCGGCAAGAAGAAAGCGACAAGUUCCCCACCACCAGCUCGAACAAGGAUCCACUACCACCACCCGUGUUCCACCUCGUAGACAGUUCGACAAACGGCGUGUGGGUGAACGGCGUUCCCGUCGAGGACAAGACGCAGUUGAGCGACGGCGACGUCGUGACGCUUUUGCACGACCCGAAGGUUCCGGUGAGGGAGCGGAUGUCCUUUCUGGUGCAGAUCGAGGUAGACGUCGAGGAGGUGGAAGAGGGAAAAAGCGGCGAGUUGGAAGUAGGAGGGCAAACGACAAUGCGGGAGCUGCAGUUCUGCCGAACCGUGGUGUUGAGCAACUUGCUUGGAACUACGACCUCUGAGGCAGCUCCAGCGUCUGCUCCUGCGUCAUCGUCGUGCCUGUCUACUUCGGCCGCACAGAAGAUGAGAGCCGCAGAUGUAGCGAAGAAUCGUGGACGAGAUGAAGAUGAAGAUGAAUGUGCGAAACCCUUCCCCCCUCCAGCAGCAGAAGCCAUAGGAGAAGAUGAAAUAAAUGAAGACGACCACCCUGCGGUCGUUCUGUCCGCUUCCAUGCUACGGAAAAAGUACAACUUUGCCACGCCCAGUCGCCAGCACGGGUCGGCAGUUCUGAACAACAGCGGGCUACUCGUACAACAACAGCCCGGUUGUGGUCUAUUAAGCGGGGGAGAGGAGCAACUUGCAGCUCCUAGUGAACAUACACCGUCGGCAGCCGUGGCGCCGGCUGAGGAGGGGACGACGGCUACAAAAAACGGCCCUCGUGAAGCACAUGCUCCAGCAGCGAGCAGUACCGGCUACGGCCAGAGAAUCACGAUCGCAGAAAACACCGCAGCCGCCGCGGUCGAAUCGUGUCGGCGGAACCUUGCUUUGGUGUGUGCGGGGCCUGACAGCGAAGAUUUGGAUGAAACAGAAGAGCAAGUGGAGGAUAUGCUUGGCGACAGCGGAGGCACGGGCGGGAUGGGGACACUUAAUCAGAAUCUGAACAAGCGCGCCGAGGAGGCAUCAAGUUCUUCCUCUUCCUCAUCUUCAAGAAAGGAUAACUGUUCUACGUCGGAAAUUCUACAAGCAGCAGGCGAAAAGCAAAAGGAAAACAACGUCGGACGACAGAGUGCAGGCACGACGGGCAGUUUUCCUGUUGAGGCGAGCAGGGACGGCGAAGUUGUGCGUGUCCCAUCAAGUUGUAGGCCAAUUGGGGAAGAACCGUCUUCAUCCUCCAGCUCGUCCUCGUCCGCCGCAUCGAGCAGUAGGAGCUCCGAAUUGCCAAAAGAGCCAGUCGCACCGGGAGAUGGAGCCGUGGCGGGGGUUGUAGUCUCGUCCACAACUACGGUUGUAGCUCCUUCCGCAAGCGCGACUACCACACCACCAGCCAGUGGACGAGUGAAUGUAAACAACGAAACGGAUGAUCGUCAGAGUAGACCGAGACCGCCCCCAACCGCACCACCUCCAGCGUUUCUGGCCAGUGCUGCCGGUCGAACAUCUUCAACUAGCCUCACAAGUCGCUUUCCACCGGCGCAAGUGGAUCAUCUUCAGGCAGGCAGCUCAUCCAGUAGUCCUACGGAGCUGCAAGAAGAGGAGCAAGAAUUAUUUCAAACUGUGCUGCAGCCAGGCCCGGGAGGAAAAAACAUUCGAGUGCGAGUGAAGACGACCAAGAAGGCGCAGGUAGUGCCCGUAGCAGCUUCUUCGUCGUCGGAUGGUAGAAGAAGUUCCUCGGCCUCGUCAUCGUCGAGUAGCACGGUUACAGGGCCGCAAGACGAACGAGGAACUACGGAAAGAGCAGGCAAUAGCACAGAAGAAAUUGGUAUUAUUCCAGACGCAUCAUCGGUUGAGAUGUCGGACAAGAAUUCUCGAGGUCGAGUCGAAAAUCAUUCCAGAAGUGCAGAACUUGCAGGAGUCACCACGACGGGUGCUGGGGCAACUAGUACAACAACUCCUGUAGAAGUAACUAACGACAGUGCAGGUCAUCUUGCAACAUCCUCCACCCAGCUCCGAGACGAGCUGUUGCAAGACAUCACUUGUGGUGUUUGCUGCGACGUUUUGUAUAUGAACUGCAAAAGUAUUGUACUCGUAUAAAUGCAUUACAAAUUUCUUCAGCGUGAGAAAUAAAAUUUCUCAUGCUGAUUUACCUUAAGAAAAAUAUUUGUAAUGCAAGGCUUGCAUUUAUACGAGUACGAUACUUUUGCACAGGAUAUUGUACAAGCCGAUCUGCGUGAUUCCCUGCCUGCACAACUUCUGUUCCAGCUGCUACUUGGAGUGGGUGCACACGUCCGUCGUCGCGAAACGAACGAUGAAGCCGCCGAAGGAGCAGUGCCCGAUUUGCCGGGUCGAGGUGACGCAUCGGCAGCUGAACUGUCCUCUAAUCGGGAUCGUGGACACGUUUUUGAAAAACCACCCCGAGAAAAAGCGAACGGAAAACGAUUUGGCAGAGCAAGACCGGAAGGAGGCGAACCUGCUGCAGACCAAAUCCUUUCUGGAAAAGUAUCCGCCAAACGCGCCGGGGCGACGGCGACCGGUCACGCGGGAGAACUCCGUGGCCUGCAGUGUGAUGUAGUAGUUAGUAUCUGUAUUGCUACGGAACGGCUGGAAGUCUAAAUGAAAUAUAUGCACAAUGAAGAUUCUGUUUCUAUUGUGACAACGAGCUUGCGGAGAUUUUUUUCAAAAAGUACUUCUAUCUACGUCGAAGUUGAGAAUAAAGAAAAUCGAUUGUUGAUGCUCAGUGAGCACAUUGUGCGAGGCGAUGGAAACAAUGGGACGGAGGACGAGCAGCAGUUUGUAGUAUAACGAAAGUUUCAAAGCCUUGACUUCUCUCCUAAAAUUAUGCCGAACUGAACUCCGAAGAUGCAAAAUAAAGUCGAAUGCAACUAAAGAUGAACUGAACAGUGCAGUUUUCUAGCGAAUUAAGAGACGUCCGUCUCUGUCGUUGGAAU
Molecule: messenger RNA, 4256 nt
Organism: Amoebophrya sp. A120
Lineage: Eukaryota; Dinophyceae; Syndiniales; Amoebophryaceae
Source: the annotation of a GenBank genome assembly